Molecule: messenger RNA, 1617 nt
Organism: Xenopus tropicalis (tropical clawed frog)
Lineage: Eukaryota; Metazoa; Chordata; Amphibia; Anura; Pipidae
Gene: sult1b1
Product: sulfotransferase family 1B member 1
Exons: 8
Coding region: 209-1135 (308 amino acids)
Cellular component (GO): cytoplasm
Molecular function (GO): sulfotransferase activity
Source: RefSeq, a predicted model, not a curated record
GUCCUGUUACCUUAUUUAUAUUUCAUAUUCACUCGGCUCCUUGUAAACAGCCCAGGGGCAGGGGAGCGGCCGGACUGUACUGACUGCACUAGCCGGGAGCUAAUCUGUUCUUUAUCUGAGGUUUGGUGUUCUGGGUAGAGGAAGGCCACCCUACCAUGUUCCCCCGGAAAAGUAAUGGCUGACAUCCUUCUUUCUGCUCCUGCAACAGAUGAGCCAAGUUGAGGAUUACAACCGGGCUGUAGUGGGAGCACCAAAGGAUCUGUUCUACAGAUUCCAGCUGCUCCCCAUCCAUGGCGUCCCCUUUAUGAAGCCCAUUGCGGAUAACUGGCAGAGGGUAGAGGCAUUUCAGGCCAGGCCAGAUGACCUCCUCAUUGCAACCUAUCCCAAAGCAGGUACCACCUGGAUGCAGGAGAUAGUGGAUUCCAUCAUGAAUGCCGAAGACCUGAUAAAAGUGAAACGCGCCCCGACGCACGUCCGAUUCCCUUUCCUCGAAAUCUGCAACCCUCCGCCCCUCCCUUGUGGGGUCGAUAUCUUGGAACAGACACCAUCUCCGCGAAUCAUAAAGACUCAUCUCCAGUAUGAACUUGUUCCAAAAUCCUUCUGGGAACACGACUGCAAGGUGAUCUAUGUUGCCCGCAAUGCAAAGGACAACGCUGUCUCCUAUUACCACUUUGAUCUGAUGAACAAGACGCAGCCGCACCCUGGCACCUGGGAGGAGUAUGUGGGAAAGUUCUUGAAGGGAAAUGUGCCCUGGGGCGGCUGGUUCGAUCACGUCCUCGGCUGGUGGGAAUCCAGGAACAAGCACCAAAUCUUAUAUGUCUUCUACGAGGACAUGAAAGAGGACCCAAAGUGUGAGAUCCGCAAGGUGAUGAGGUUCCUGGGGAAGGAUUUGUCUGAGGACCUUCUUGAGAACAUUUGUCAGAACACCUCCUUCAAGGCUAUGAAGGACAACCCCAUGGCUAAUUACAGUGCCAUGCCAGCCACUGUCUUUGACCAGUCAAUCUCACAGUUCAUGAGGAAAGGGGAAGUUGCUGACUGGAAGAAUCAUUUCACCGUACAGCAAAGCGAGACAUUCGAUGCCGAGUACCAGAAGAGAAUGGAAGGAACGGACCUCAAAUUCCGUUGCAGUAUCUGAGGGCAUCAAAUACUCCGAUCAGAAAGGAGAGUCGGGCAGGAAUUAUCCGAGGAGCACAAGGAAGCCAAUAUGGGUUGAGUUCUAAAGAUGAAGAAAGCUUAAUGCAACAAGGGAACUGAAGGCAUCCCUGCCCAUGAAGUUACAAUGACUAUAAAACCAACCAAUCCCAAGGAGCUAUACAGUAACGUAACUACAAACCAAAAAGCGUAGAGAUACCGACAAGCUAAAUGUAUCCGAGCACAAGUGGCCACCAGGCUGGACUUUCCCACAAAUAACACCGGGAUACACUGCGAUCAGGAGAAGAGUCUGAUCGUGGGAGUCGAGGGGAGAUCAGUGAUUCUCUGGUGAGGGGCGAAGAGGACAUUGCACCAUCGGCAUUGGGGGCUUUCUGUACUGUAUAGAGACAAAUCAGGUUAUUGGACUUCACUGGGGAUCUGGGAUUUCUUAUCUGUUAUUAAAUAAAAACUGACUGAAUAACCUGC